CGCAUCCCGUUCUGCGCAGAAUUAUGGCAUGUAUUCCUCGUGAAGAGAUUCAAAUGUUAAAAUAAGUGUCCAUUUUUGUGUUCGUUAAAUUACGUGUUAUUGUUGUAUUAACCGAAUUUGUGCAUUAUCAUGUUGUAAUGGUUUAAAUUGUAUGUUCAUGAUCAUUUAAACAUAUUUCAACAGUAUUAUCUAUAGAUUACAAUAUACAAAAAGGUUUUAACGAUAUGCAAAAUUUAGGCAAGGACAUUUGUCUAAAGAUCGACGAAGCCGUUCAAGACACAAUAAAUUUUUUAUUAAGUGUCACACAAAGUAAUAUAAAUCAAACUGCUUUUAAACUUAUAAGGCAAAUUACAUGUAAACGAAAAAAUAAAGUUAAAGGCACUUUACAUGGGAAAUCACUCGAACUAAUGAAAGAGCCAUCCGAUGUGUCAAUACUGUUACCGCACAAGUCUGCAGACGUUCUCGAUGCAUGGAAAACUCUUGCACCUACAACGACUUUAGCAAGAAGAAACUUCAGAAGUUCGGUGUUAGAAAUUGACGACCAUGAUAUUGUUGUAGUGCUGGAUACGACAAAACCGAGUACGGAAUACAAAUAUCCCAUCCCAAAACCGACAUACGGCUCUCAACGUCUAGAUAUUGAUUUAUCUGAAGUUUCUUUAAAAAUCACGCUACUUCCACCUACAGCACCGAAAGAAGUAAGCGAUGAUUCUCUGUAUUUAAACGAUAGGUAUCUUACAACCGAGAUUAAUAAGGAAUAUAACAAAAUAAUGCACAUCGAAACAAUUUUCAAUUCGCCAAAUCGGAUUAUCAAUAUUGGAAAUUGUGAGGAAGCUGAUAAUAAGGAGCAGGAAGGUGUAGCACCAGAAGAAAUAAUGGAACAUUCUUCUGUGGCUUUUGAAGAUGUGGGUGCUUCCAAUCACAUGACUACAAUACCUGACCCAGUGAACUCACCAAAUAAAUCGCCUUUUUUCAUUAUACACGAAAAAAAUAAUAAUACACCCUCAGUUGUGAAUCCAUUGGAAGUUUCGUACAUCGAUGCACAUGAAUUUUCAUCUAUCUGUGAUCGUACAAAUGAUGCCAAUGAACGUUACUUGUGUAGUUUAGGUAACAACAAUUUUAUUGAUAGUGGGAUAGAUGUUAACAAUAGUAUUAUUUCAAAGAAUUCCAUCCAUCUUAAUUGUGAUGAAGUCAAAGCUGGUCUUGAUUUUCCGCUUAGUUCUGCAUUUAGAAAUGACAAUGACUUAAUCCUAAUUGCUGAUCCAAAUUAUGAUUGCAUUUCAAAAGGUGACAACAAUCAAUCUGUACGAGAGUUCAUUUUCAGUAACAAUUGUACAGAUCAAACUGUCUCUACCGACACUUUUUGUCAGCAUUCAAACACUGCUAACGGCCAACCGGAUGAUCGAGAAUUUAUUUAUAACAAUCAUAAUGUGUACAUGGGAGCCUCUCAUACUAAUGAUUCUUCUGAAUCUCUCUCAAUUUCUCUGAACCUCAAAGGUGCAACCAAAAAUGAUAAUUCAUGUGCAUAUGAAAUGGUGUCCGGUCCGUUUACAAACAUAGACACUAAUACGCCUGCAAGUUUUGACUGUGUUGAGUUUUCAUGUAAUAACAGUCUGAGCAUUAUCUGUGAAUGCAAUAACAAUAUUGACAUUCAUUAUGAUUAUGAGGUGUUUCCUGAAUAUUUACUUCCAAGUGGUGUUUCCGAAAUAAUAUCUAGUGAUGACAUUCCAACAGAAAAUGACAACUGUAUCAAUAGCGUGGUAGCUGAUGGUGUAUUUAUUCUAAAUAGUGAACAACAUUUCUUAGAAACUGACAUACAAAAAAUAAAUGAAGUUCAUGAUUUUUGCCCCGAAUUUAUGCAUGUUGAAGAAUUAUUCCCCGGUGACGAACUUCCACAGACCGAUCAGCUAGUUCCUUCUCAACCUUUACUCAAUGUUGAUCCUUUUGGUUGUGCUACUAAUGGCAAUACUGAUAUUUGUACCGGAACAACUGAUCCUGGAUGUUCUCUGUUGGAAUCUGAUAACGGUAACAUGAACACCAAUGAUGAUGUACCAAUGUUGGUAGGUAUUAACAGUAACAAAAUUAUUUUAUCCGAAAUUACACCAGAGAAUAAUAUUCCCGAAAGUAGUGUUGAUUCAAAAUUAAGUAGUAUAAUGGAAAUAGAUGUGAAUCAAGGUUUAUCCCUGCCAGCAGAUAUUAUCAAAAGUCCUCAGCUUGAAUCCUCCACCGUUUCACCAAUUCCCGUCAAUCCUCAAUUAGUACGUGUACUCCUAGUCGAUUUUAUUAAGUAUCCAUUUCAUUCUGAACUCCCAAAGUAUCUAUUACAUGAUGCCAGAAAAGAGGUUAGUCACCAUGACUUGCUUAUUGAAACAGAAGUUUCAUCCAAUAACACUGAAGCUUCUACUCUUCCAUUAUCUUCUGAUCCUGAAAUUACUACCCCAGACUUAUUUAUUGAAACAGAAUCGAAUAACACUGAAGCUUCUAAACUCCCAUUACGUUCCGACCCUGAAAAUACUAUACCAGACUUAUUUAUUGAACCAGAAGUUUUGUCACAUAACACGGAAACUUCUGAUCUUCCAAUACCGUCUGACCUUGGAAUUACUAACAAAGACUUAUUUAUUAAAACAGAAGUUCCUUCCAAUAACACUGAAGGUUCUAAUUUUCCAUUACCUUCCAACAAUGAAACUUCUAAUUUUUCUUUACCUUCCAACACUGAAACUUCCAAUUUUCCAUUACCUUCCGACACUGAAGCUUCUAAUUUUUCAUUACCUUCCGACCCCCAAAUUAUGAACCAAGACUUGUUUAUUGAAACAGAAGUUCCUUCUAAUAACAUUGAAGCUUCUAAUUUUCCAUUACCUUCCGACCCUGAAAUUAGUGACCAAAACGUAUUUAUUGACACAGAAGCUUCUAAUCUUCCAUUAUCUCCCGACUUUGAAAUUAUUGACCAAGAUUUACUUAUUGAAACUGAAGUUCCUUCCAAUAACACAGAAGCUUCUAACCUUCCAUUAUCUCCUGACUUUGAAAUUAUUGACCAAGACUUAUUUAUUGAAACAGAAGUUUCGUCUAAUAACACUGAAGCCACUAAUCUUCCAUUACCUUUUGACUCUGAAAUUACUUGUCCAAAAAUCUAUAAUGAUCCUUCAGUUUCAUCUGACCCCAAAUUAACCAAAGCUGAUCCUCUGACUAGUCUAGAUUUUGCAAAGGCUAAGCAAACCUUAUCAGCUAGACAAUGUAGUCAAAACUGUGCGAAUAUUUUUUGCGCUCAUAAGCCAGGGUCACAUAUCACUAGUUUGGAUAUAGAUAGUCAGAUAAGGCAAGAUGCAAUUACUUCUAGUCAAAAACAUAUUGAACCUGAAAGCGAAUCUGGAUUUAUUAUAUUUGGUGGUUCUAAUGAUCAGUUGAGUUUUCUGGAGGAAACUAGCGGUAAAGAGUCAAAAUUACCUUUUGAAUGUAAUUCAAGUCAAAAUAAACAAAUACCUAAUUCUACCACUAACUCUAGUCGAUCCAGCAAUGUUACAGUUAUUAAACAACAAGAACAAUCUAAGACAGGUGUCAAAAGAUCUGCGGAACCAGAUAAUUCACAAAAUAAACGUCAAAAGUCAGAAAAAACCCACAAAAGUGAAAGUAAAACAGCAAAUCACACAUCAUGCAGCAAUAACAAGUCACGUUGGCCACUGUAUAACUUUUCAAAACCGGCAGAUUGUUUCCAGGCUGUCGAAAACGCCUGGGAUGGUCUGCCAUUACCAGAUCCACAUGAGAAUCUCACCACUCGUUAUCACGACAUACCUCCUAAUUUUUACACAAAUUUCAGUAUCGCAGGCAGUGACUUUCGCACGAUUGAUUGCUUAUGCAUAUAUGAAAUGCAAAUUGAAAAGGUAGAGCGGAAAAUUAGAGAUAUAGAGUAUAAUCUCGACCAGUUUAGCUUUAAUUGGAGCUACAGAUGUAUUAGGCAAAAUUUAAAUGAGCUGGAGAGGUUAAGGUCUAUUCGCACUAAGCUUUCGAGUGCCUGUGAGGAGGCGCACAGAUUUUAUGCGUACUAUAGAAAUCGCCGCACCGGUUGGAGUGCAUGGCAAAUUUCCGAAUAUCAAAAGAAUGAGAUGGAACAUAUCUUACGUAAUGCUAUAGAUAUGUAUCCUUCUUAUUAUGGCACUGUGUAAUAUGUGAGUUUUUCUACAUUAGAAAUGUAUAAUAUUAUCAACACGCACAAAAUCGAAAAAUGAGUAUUUUUAUUUUGUGAGUGUUAAAUUUCUAUUUUUUAUAUUUAUAUAGCUUUUGUACUAUUAGGUCAAUACAAUGACAUUUAUUUAUAUAAAUAAAAAUUAAUAAA
Molecule: messenger RNA, 4324 nt
Organism: Photinus pyralis (common eastern firefly)
Lineage: Eukaryota; Metazoa; Arthropoda; Insecta; Coleoptera; Lampyridae
Exons: 4
Coding region: 225-4154 (1309 amino acids)
Source: RefSeq, a predicted model, not a curated record